Ceratotherium simum simum (southern white rhinoceros) is the source of this 2027-nucleotide messenger RNA. The record is from RefSeq and is a predicted model, not a curated record. NCBI's taxonomy places the organism in Eukaryota, Metazoa, Chordata, Mammalia, Perissodactyla, Rhinocerotidae.
GUAGAAGAGAAACUAGCCAUUCCCACAAGAUCUCCAAAUUAUAAACAUCCUGAAUACAAUGCUAUGUCUUUGAUCAUUAAAGAUAGCUUUUUAUUUAGGACUUGUCUUAAUGGACUUGCCUACAGCGUACUAAAGAGACAUUAGCACCUACUCAGGAUUUCCAACAUUCAAAGUGAUAUAGGUUGACAUGUAGCUAAGCUAUUAACUUGAAAGCAUUAAUCAGAAGGAUUUCCUUUUCUCCUUUUAUGGAACUAUUGAAUAUUUUAUGGCCUAAAUAAAAUCUGAAUAAUGACAGAUUUUUAUAAGGGCUAUAUUGAUUAUAUGUGUCUUAUUUUGUUUUUGUUCCAUGUUUUUUUAAAAAGCAACUAUAGUGACACUGAAACCGAAGGAGAGAUUUUUAAUUCCUUAGUGCAAUAUUUUGGUGAUAAUUUGGGGCGAAAAGUUAAAGCUAUGCCAUUAGUUGAAGAAACUACUUUACUUGAAGAUUCAUCAGUGUCUUUGCCUGUGGUAGUAAUAGGAAAUGGACCUUCAGGAAUCUGCCUUUCUUAUAUGUUAUCAGGUUACAGACCAUAUUUAUCAUCAGAAGCAAUACAUCCAAAUACAAUCUUACAUAGUAAAUUAGAAGAAGCAAGACAUCUUUCCCUUGUUGAUCAGGACUUAGAAUACUUGUCUGAGGGCCUUGAGGGCCGAUCAUCCAAUCCAGUUGCAGUGCUUUUCGACACACUUCUUCAUCCAGAUGCUGACUUUGGGUAUGAUUAUCCAUCCGUUUUGCAUUGGAAAUUAGAACAACAUCAUUAUAUCCCUCACUUAGUUCUUGGUAAAGGUCCACCUGGUGGAGCUUGGCAUAAUAUGGAAGGCUCCAUGUUGACAAUCAGCUUUGGAAAUUGGAUGGAGCUGCCUGGACUUAAAUUUAAAGAUUGGGUGUCUAGCAAACGAAGAAACCUAAAAGGGGAUCGAGUUAUGCCGGAGGAAAUAGCUCGUUACUAUAAACAUUAUGUAAAAGUCAUGGGUCUUCAGAAGAAUUUCAGAGAGAAUACUUACAUUACCUCUGUAUCAAGACUCUACAGAGAUCAAGAUGAUAAUGAUGGUCAAGACAGAAAUAUUUCAACACAGCAUUUACAGCUAGAGAAGUCAAAAUUUAUCAAGAGAAACUGGGAAAUCAGGGGUUAUCAGCGAAUAGCGGAUGGUUCCCAUGUUCCCUUCUGUCUCUUUGCUGAGAAUGUAGCUCUGGCAACUGGAACAUUGGAUUCUCCUGCCCAUCUGGAAAUUGAAGGGGAAGAUUUUCCUUUUGUGUUUCAUUCAAUGCCUGAAUUUGGAGCUGCUAUAAACAAAGGAAAGUUGCGUGGCAUAGUGGAUCCAGUGUUAAUUGUAGGCUCUGGGCUUACUGCAGCUGAUGCAGUACUGUGUGCUUACAACAAUAAUAUCCCUGUGAUUCAUGUAUUUCGCAGACGAGUAACUGAUCCAAGCUUAAUUUUCAAACAGCUUCCCAAAAAGCUUUAUCCAGAAUACCAUAAAGUCUAUCAUAUGAUGUGUACUCAGUUAUAUUCUGUAGACUCAAAUCUUUUAUCUGAUUAUACCAGUUUUCCUGAGCACCAUGUGCUUUCCUUUAAGUCGGAUAUGAAAUGUAUUCUUCAAAGCAUCUCCGGAUUGAAGAAAAUAUUUAAGCUCUCUGCAGCAGUAGUAUUGAUAGGUUCUCAUCCCAAUCUGUCUUUUCUGAAGGAGCAAGGGUGUUACCUGGGUCAUAACUCAAGUCAGCCAAUCACAUGUAAGGGUAAUCCUGUGGAAAUAGAUGCAUAUACCUAUGAGUGUGUUAAAGAAGCCAAUCUUUUUGCAUUGGGUCCUUUGGUUGGAGAUAAUUUUGUUCGAUUUUUAAAGGGAGGGGCAUUGGGUGUUACACGCUGUUUAGCUACAAGACAGAAGAAAAAGCAGCAUUUAUUUGUUGAAAGAGGAGGAGGAGAUGGGAUAGCUUAAAGCACAUUUACAAGUAAUUUAUAUGGACAGUUUACCAUUAAAGAUUUUUAAUAGUG